Molecule: messenger RNA, 4904 nt
Organism: Alosa alosa (allis shad)
Lineage: Eukaryota; Metazoa; Chordata; Actinopteri; Clupeiformes; Clupeidae
Gene: slc4a10b
Product: solute carrier family 4 member 10b
Biological process (GO): transmembrane transport; monoatomic anion transport; bicarbonate transport
Cellular component (GO): basolateral plasma membrane; plasma membrane
Molecular function (GO): solute:inorganic anion antiporter activity; sodium:bicarbonate symporter activity; monoatomic anion transmembrane transporter activity
Source: RefSeq, a predicted model, not a curated record
UAGCAUUGCAUAGAUGAGCGCAUGUCCCGUUUUGCAUAACUAUAAUAUCGGGACAUCUAUGACUUUGAUACGGGAGAGGGGCUCAUCUCAUUUUUCAAAUCAAUGUGAGGAGGAGUUUCUCGUAGACUAAGCGACCAGGGAUGCUGCGUCAUAAUCUGAAUGCUUAUUACUACAUGCGCGUUUGAACAAGGGGUUGAAAACCUACGAACAGUAAUAAUACCGGGUAAAAGAAGAUGGACAUCAGAGACCAAGGCGCUCAAAUGGAGCCGCUUCUGCCCACGGUAAUUGAACCUGGAAGCAGAGGCGUGAGGAACGAUGAGGAGGCUGUGGUGGACCAGGGAGGGGCGAGGUCCAUGCUGAAGACCAACUUUGAGAAGGAGGAGCUUGAAGGCCACCGGACUCUCUACAUCGGCGUGCACGUGCCACUGGGCCGGAAGACCCACCGGAGGCACAGGCACCACGGCCACCGGCACCGGAGGAGGAGCCGGGAGAGGGACAGCGGGGUGGACGAUGGCCGUGAGUCGCCCUCCUACAACACCCCAUCUCAGAGAGUGCAGUUCCUACUGGGCACAGAGGAUGACGACGAGGAGCACAUCCCCCACGACCUCUUCACACAGCUGGACGAGAUCUGCUGGCGGGAAGGGGAGGACGUCGAGUGGAGAGAGACGGCCAGGUGGCUGAAGUUUGAGGAGGAUGUGGAGGAUGGCGGAGAGAGGUGGAGUAAGCCGUACGUGGCCACUCUCUCGCUGCACAGCCUGUUUGAGCUGCGCUCCUGCAUCCUUAACGGCACCGUGCUGCUGGACAUGAGAGCCACCUCGCUGGACGAGAUCGCAGAAAUGAUCCUGGACCACCAGGAGGCCGCCAUUCCUCUGGGAGACGACAUCCGUCGUAAAGUCCGCGAGGCACUCCUCAAGCAGCACCAUCACCAGAACCAGAAGAAGCUGGCUAACCGCAUCCCCAUUGUGCGCUCCUUCGCAGACAUCGGCAAGAAGCAGUCCGAGGCUCACAACAUGGACAAAAACGGUCAGAUGAUCUCUCCCCAGACACUCCCCAUGGCCCCAGAGGGGAAGAGUGAGGUGAGCCGAGAGAACAGUGCCGUGGACUUCAGCAAGAUAGACCUACAUUUCAUGAAGAAGAUUCCACCGGGGGCCGAGGCCGCCAACAUCCUGGUGGGAGAGCUGGACUUCCUGGACAAGCCUGUGGUAGCGUUUGUGCGCCUUUCCCCUGCGGUGAUGCUGAAUGGCAUAGCAGAGGUCCCCAUCACGUCCAGAUUCCUUUUCAUUUUAUUGGGGCCUGUGGGAAAAGGCCAGCAGUACCAUGAGAUCGGUCGAUCCAUUGGAGUUUUGAUGACCGACGAGGUCUUUCAUGACGUGGCGUACAAAGCAAAGGAUCGCAAGGACAUUGUGGAUGGCAUUGAUGAAUUCCUCGACCAAGUAACAGUUCUGCCACCAGGAGAGUGGGAUCCUUCCAUAAGAAUAGAGCCUCCCAAAAAUGUUCCUUCCCAGGAGAAGCGGAGAAUCCCAGGUGUACCCAACGGCACCACCGACAUUGGAGAAGCUGAGGAGCAUGGGGGACACGGUGGCCCAGAAUUGCAACGCACAGGGAGGCUCUUUGGAGGAUUAAUCUUGGACAUCAAGCGCAAGGCACCGUUCUACUUGUCAGACUACACGGACGCCCUGAGUCUGCAGUGCAUGGCGUCCUUCCUCUUCCUGUACUGUGCCUGCAUGUCGCCUGUCAUCACGUUUGGGGGCCUGCUGGGCGAGGCCACUGAGGGCCGCAUAAGUGCAAUUGAAUCGCUGUUUGGAGCCUCAAUGACGGGUAUCGCUUAUUCCCUAUUUGCUGGACAGCCACUCACUAUUCUGGGCAGCACUGGGCCUGUGUUGGUGUUUGAGAAGAUUUUGUUCAAAUUCUGCAAGGAGUACGGCCUAUCCUACCUCUCCUUAAGAUCCUGCAUCGGGUUGUGGACGGCGUUCUUCUGUCUGCUCCUGGUGGCUACUGACGCCAGCUCGCUGGUGUGCUACAUCACACGCUUCACUGAGGAGGCCUUCGCCGCUCUCAUCUGCAUCAUCUUCAUCUACGAGGCCUUGGAGAAGCUCAUCCACCUGGGAGUGCACUACCCCAUCAACAAGAACAACGACCUGGAGAAGCUCACGCAGUACUCAUGCGCCUGUAUCGAGCCUCAGGAUCCAAACAACGCCACCCUGCAGUACUGGGAGGACAACAACAUCACGGCCUCCGAGAUCUACUGGGAGGCCCUAGAAGUCAAGGAGUGCAUUGAGAAGCGCGGUGUGUUUGUAGGGAAGGCCUGUGGCCCUCACGGCCCUUACAUCCCUGAUGUCCUCUUCUGGUCCGUGGUGCUCUUCUUCUCCACUGUCGCCAUGUCUGCUUUCCUCAAGGACUUCAAGACCAGCCGCUACUUCCCCACCAAGGUGAGGUUAAUUAUCAGUGACUUUGCUGUGUUCAUCACCAUUCUCACCAUGGUGUUUGUGGACUAUGCCUUGGGGGUCCCAUCACCCAAGCUGCAAGUCCCCAGUGUGUUCAAGCCAACCAGAGAUGAUCGUGGUUGGUUGAUCAACCCUCUGGGACCCAACCCCUGGUGGACCAUCAUCAUCACCUGCAUCCCUGCCCUUCUAUGCACCAUCCUCAUCUUCAUGGACCAGCAGAUCACUGCCGUCAUCAUCAAUAGGAAGGAACACAAGCUGAAGAAAGGCUGUGGGUACCACCUGGACCUGUUCGUGGUGGGCGUGAUGCUGGGCGUGUGCUCGGUGAUGGGGUUGCCGUGGUUCGUGGCGGCCACCGUGCUCUCCAUCUCCCACGUCAACAGCCUGAAGCUAGAGUCGGAGUCCUCAGCACCCGGCGAGCAGCCCAAGUUCCUGGGCAUCCUCGAGCAGCGCUUCACUGGACUCAUGAUCUUCACCCUGAUGGGCUGCUCCGUCUUCAUGACCUCCGUGCUCAAGUUCAUCCCCAUGCCUGUGCUGUAUGGAGUAUUUCUCUACAUGGGUGCAUCAUCACUGAAAGGAAUACAGGAGGAGCAGAGCAUUCUGGGAGAGGAAGAAGGAGUUGUGCAAGUGCCAUUGGAGGGACAUUACAAAGAUGAUCCUUCCACAGUAAACAUUUCAGAUGCAAUGUCGAAAUCCUCCUUUGGGAAUACGUGGAACUCAGACUCUAAGAAUAAAAGCUCCCAUUCCUAACCUUUAGAAGCUGAUCCCCAAAGCAGUGAGAAAAGGAGAGAAGCAACGUGACGUGGAGAAGGGCUGCGACGACAAAGAGACGAAUCUCUGACAUUUCCCUCCUUCACUGUGUCUCUCUCUCUCACACACACACACACACACACACACACCAGUAUGUGGUGCCACUCUUUUACCACUCCUCUUCGUGUCCGUCCCGUAGAUCCAUUUUCUGUACAGUGCAACAGGGGUCGCACAGAUUUUAGCUGUUAUGUCUGAAAAUAAUUUGUUUGACAAAUUGAAAACAACAGAGACACCGUCAUUAUGAUUUAUUUACUAGUGUUUAUACAUGUAAUUGAGUACCAGCAGCCAAGGAGAUGUGUUGGUGGGGUCUGCUUUGUCUGUGAACCUGGAAUUGAAUGAGAAAGUCUGAAUCACAAGAAGAGACUAUUUUAAAAGCAACCUUUGUUUUCAUUGACAACCUUAUGUAUUUUGUAUGUUUUGUAUUUUUGGAAAACACAUAAAUCUCUCUGUAUUCUUCAAAGUGUUAAUCAAUGUUGAACAAUAGAUGCUGUAGAUUUAAGCAGGAAAAGCAAUUAGUGUUCAAAACGUAUCAUAUACACAACUACUGCCAAAACUAAGGCCAUAUGCAUGGAGCUAUUUACAUUGUCAAACAUACUCGCUGUUCAUAGAGAAAAGAAAAAUUAAUAUAUAUUUUAAAGUAUUAAUUAUAAUAUUUUCUCAGUAUUUAGAGAAGAGAUGCUAAACUCUUGUUUCUUUGUAAUGAGAUAAAUAUUUUAUUGAAAAAUGGAUAGAUAUCAUCUGCACUACAUGCCAAUUCAUCUCAUGCACAUUGAAGUGGCUGCUUAUUCCUGUCUUGAUUGUAUAUAUCUUACUGAAGAUCUAUCAAAGAGAUUCAUCACUUAUCACGGCACGCACAUUCGUUGACCUCAUGCCAAAGUCUAGACUGCUUUCAUGGUGAAAAAUAAAAAUCCUAUCUCUACAUAAGUAUUUAUCAGUGCACCACUAUCAUCAACACACAGAACACGCUUACAUAUCAUGUAGAGUUUUGCGUAGUGAGAAACAAAGCUUCUCAGAGAUGAUUGUACUCUCUGCCUAUUGCCAAGGUUGUGUUGCAGAAAGUUGCAUCUAAUAAAUGAAUGAUUAAUCAAUAAAGGCCAAGGUUGUACUUGAAAUGUCUAGUGAGCGGCAAAUUAAAGUAUAGCCAAAUUUAGAAACAAAUGCAAUAGUACUUUAGAAGGGCAGAUCAAAUUAUUUCUAGAUUAUUUUUGGAUGAGACAGAUUACUUUGCACAAUAAAUAUAAACCUGUAACAUGAUUUUAUUUAUGUUUUAAUAGUAACACUCACAUACCACAUAUUAUGAACAUUGUAAGCUUGUGUUGUAUGUGUUUUAUAGACUGAUUCUUUCUUACUCAUCUCAUAAAAUUGGGCCUGGUGAUUCAUGAUUUGAUGAGAUCCAGGAAGGUAUUCCAUGAAAAGCUGGUAUUGAUGAUACCAAUCAAUGAUACAUUUAUCUUCAGUCACUUGUGUAAUCAUUUUGAUUUGUGUCUGCCAAUAUCUGCGUUUAAAGUCAUUUGUUUUAUCUUUUUUUUUGGUGGGGGAUUUAAUGAACUAGAAUCUAUUAAAUGAAAUGUAAAGUUAUUAUUGAUUUAGUCUUAAUGUUACAGUAUUUAUUAAAUGUGUAAAAUGUGGUAUGAAAUAAACUGAUGUAAUUUA